Messenger RNA from Phyllostomus hastatus (greater spear-nosed bat), 3144 nucleotides. RefSeq names its product chromosome unknown C19orf54 homolog (gene ACTMAP). The transcript is spliced from 8 exons. Bases 446 to 1486 code for a protein of 346 amino acids. NCBI's taxonomy places the organism in Eukaryota, Metazoa, Chordata, Mammalia, Chiroptera, Phyllostomidae. The record is from RefSeq and is a predicted model, not a curated record.
UCCCCCUACGCGCGGCGUUCUCGGUCACGUGAUCGCUAAAGGAGCGGACAAGCAACGCGAGUCUCUACUAUUUGAAUAGCAGAGGUUGUACGCUGCGACCGACAUUUUGCGGGAAGGGGAGAAUCUUCUCCACAACUAGGCCAUUCUUCCUGCCAGGUGUCCUUUUGACCUCUUGACCUCAGACUUAAAGGCUGGCAGACCAACUGCAAAUUUGGUUUUGGAUUAAAGGACACCACCCUGUCAACUCUCAGAGACGAACUGAUUUGAGUCAGCCCUAUCGUUGCUCCCAUGGUUCCAAAUUUUAGCCCUGGUCCUUUCACUGCCCUUGUUCAGUGCCCCAGUUCCGGAACUCUGCCCUAAAAUUUUCAAAAUCUCCAUCCCUGAGACCAAUCCAUUUUGGAGAAUCCUCUUUCUCUUCCUUCCAGUGCAUGCCAUAGACUCCAGAAUGAUUUCUUCAUACUCUUCUCCCUUAAAGCCCCCAAUCCAUCCUCCAGGAAACCCUUCAGGCCAGGUCCCCAUCAUCCCACCUCCCCUACCCCCACAUCUCCCAGACUCAGCCUCUCUACCCUCUUCCUCAAGUCUCCAGGCCCUUAUUCCCCCACCACCACCACUGCCACCUCCACCUCCACCCUCUGCCAUGGGUGCUGCUCCCCCUCAUGUUUUCGGCCUAGAGAAGAGCCAGCUUCUGAAAGAAGCCUUGGAGAAGGCUGGCCCACCCGCCGGGAGCAGAGGAGACACGAAGAGGCUCCUAAAGCUUCACAAGGCCCGUUUCAGAAGUGACUUGCAUUGGAUCCUCUUCUGUGCAGACCUGCCCUCCCUCAUCCAAGAAGGCCCUCAGUGUGGGCUGGUGGCCCUGUGGAUGGCAGGCACUCUCCUGGUGCCCCCCAGUGGCAUCCCCCUAGAGAGACUCGUGCAGAUGGCCAUGGAGAGAGGCUACACAGCCCAGGGAGAGAUGUUCUCCGUGGCUGACAUGGGCAGGCUGGCUGAGGAGGCACUGGGCUGCGAAGUGGAGCUGCUCCGUGGUGGCCUAGGCGGUCCCAACAGGGACCGUGUCCUGCAGCACCUUGUUGCUGGACAUCCCUUGCUCGUCCCCUAUGAUGAAGACUUCAACCACGAGCCAUGUCAGAGGAAGGGCCACAAGGCCCACUGGGCAGUGAGCGUUGGGGUACUGCUCGGUGUGCAGUGUGUGCCAAGCUCCGGCUAUGCUGAGGACGCUGAGCUGCCAGGUCUGUUUCACCCUGUGCCCGGCAUGCCCUGUCAGCCACCACCGCUUCCGGAGGAAGACUCGCAGGGAGCAGUCUACCUUCUCGCCAAGCAGGGCAAGAGUUGGCAUUAUCAGCUAUGGGACUACAACCAGGUCCGGGAUAGCAACCUGCAGCUGACAGACUUCUCACCCUCUCGAGCCACCGAUGGCCAGACCUAUGUGGUGCCUGCUGGUGGAGUACAGGCUGGCCUCUGUGGCCAGGCUGUGCUCCUCAGACCAUAGGACUCCAGCCACCAGCCUGCCACAGCCCUGAACUGGGGGUGAUGGGAUCCAGACCGCAGGUUUUCCUCUGUGACUACCCAGGGGCUUGGGCUGGGUCUCUUGUGGACCUCCAGUGAGAGAUCCUUCACACAGGGUACCCCACACUCUAUUCAUUCUUAAGCCUGGGCUUCAUCCCAACUCCUCCAUCCUCAUCCUCUGCGUUGGGCACCGACUGUGUGGGCUGGGGUUAGAGCCAGAAGCCAGACAGACAAGGUUCCUCUCCCAGGGGGGACAACGGCUUAGACACCGAGUCCCAUCCACCCCACCUGAGUGUUGCAUCCACCGCUUCUCACUGGUGGCCACCCUCUUCUGAACCGCCAGCUCUCUGGACAUCUGCCUCCUUACCGGGCACCUUGCUGCCUGCCAGUACCUGUUCACGUGGGGUCAGGGCUAAGGGAGCAAAAAAGAAACAACUUGGGCUCCUCACAACCUUCCAGAGAAGCUUGUGGCAGUUCCUUUUUGCUCAGAGAAUAGGAACUAACCUCCCAGUCCCAGCUCACCUGCUGCCACCAGCCCUACUGGCCUUUCAGGACCCCAGUGCACCCGCUGUAGCCCUCUGCUGAUGAUCAUCUGUAACUGUUCCCUCAGGUUCUUCAACUGGUCUAAUAAGUCUACGUGAGACUGGUUAACGAGAAAAGAACCAAAUUUAAUAUGUACAUAAUGGGAACCCCACAUACAUGAGAGGUUCCAAGACAGGGAAAAGGAGGUAUACAUGCCAUUCUGAGCUAAGGUUCACCUUGCGGCCUCAGAGGGAGGAAGGUCACCGCAGGAUGAUAGGAGCAAUUAGAAGUUCACCCUGCUCUAUAGAUGGGUCAGAAAAGUGUCUGAUAAUCUCAUUAUGGGCAAGGCCCCUCAUUCAGACUGUUCUAGGUAGUUCGGGGGGAGGAGCCUUCAGUCUUGAUUACCCUAGCUCAACCCACAUACCACAGAGGCACAUCUUGGGGUGACUCAUUCUGAACCCCUAUACCACCUUGACUCAUCACAGGUUCCCUCUGUGUUCUGAUUUUUUUAAAAGACAUGCAUCUGAGAGCAAUGGAGUGUGCCAACCCGGUCACACUUGUUAACUCAUUACAUGCUUCAGUCUCAUAUGUAAGGUACUCGGUCCUUUCCACGUUACAGAUGGAAAGACAGGCUUGGAGGAGUGUAGUCAUUGGCUAAGGCCACCUUGCUUGGCAAGUGGCAGGGUCGGGAUUCAAACCAGGUUAGUACCUGCAUAGAUACCUAGAUAAAUAGAUACAUAUUUUUAGGUUAGUUUAAUGAAUGAAUAUCUGUUGAAUAUUUGUGACCAAAACAGGCGUGUUUUGGUCACUGCCAUGUCUGUGGUGCAAGGGAACUUUAGAGAGACUACAGUAUAUAAAUAGUGUUUUGGGUUUUCUAGUGUUUCUAACCAGAAGUGAGGAACCCCCUCCACCUGUGCCCCCCCUUCCCAGCCCUAGCAGUUUGGCAUUCCCGUGCGCUGUCCUGCCUGAGCUGGCACAGAGCCAGGCACAAGAGCAGCUCAGUGAGGACUCCAAGCCUGCGUCUGUACUCCAAACCGGUCACUGUCCUGUUACCCAGGCUCAAAGUUAUGUGCUUUGAGCCCACACCCCAGAUGCAAGGAAAAAAAAAAUUUCCAUGAA